CCGAGUGACACUCUAGAUGAUGAGGAGGAAACGUUGUUCUCAACACACUAUCCCAAAUUCGAUCAGCCUGAAGGUUCUCCGCCGGAUUAGAGCCAUCGUUUUUUCCAACUUUUUUAUCAGAGUCAUGUUGCAUACCUGCAGCACCUUUUACAGCAAUCAACAAUGGCUAGGAGUGAGAUCCUGAGUCAACUGCAGACUGACAACAGAUGCCAAUGCUACAUACAGACAGUGCCUGUAUGCAGAACAGAACACGCAUGCUUACACUAGACAAGCUCUGGUGGAAGCAAGAAGACUCCAUUUAGAAGUGGAGAGCACCAUCCAUCAUCUAUGAAGAGACCUAUUCAAUUCACAAGCCGCUCAUGUGGCAACUCAGCACGUGCUGGGCCUGGAAAAAAGACAGCUGGCACAAAUGGCCGCUGAGCUUGACCGUACCCAAAGGAAAUUUCAGCUUGUUGACAGUCUGGUCGACACAAUGCUGCUUGAGGAAGAUAGUGACCUUGAGUUGCCAGACCGAUCGCGUCAGGUCACUGACCUCAUCCUGGACUUAGAGGUCAACAUGGAAAGGAAAUAUUAGGACAUACUCUAGGAAAGAGAAGAACGGAUUAUGGAGCUGGAAAGACUACUGGAAUAUAGUGAUCGGAAAGUUGGGAAUUUUAGGGAUUACAUGUACUUCAGAACAACACAGCG
Aspergillus ruber CBS 135680 is the source of this 687-nucleotide messenger RNA. RefSeq lists its product as uncharacterized. The transcript has a single exon. NCBI's taxonomy places the organism in Eukaryota, Fungi, Ascomycota, Eurotiomycetes, Eurotiales, Aspergillaceae. The coding region runs from base 410 to 574 and encodes 54 amino acids. The record is from RefSeq and is a predicted model, not a curated record.